This is a messenger RNA of Symbiodinium sp. CCMP2456, 645 nucleotides long. The record is from the annotation of a GenBank genome assembly. Lineage: Eukaryota; Dinophyceae; Suessiales; Symbiodiniaceae.
GUAUCUAAGCACGUCACGGCCGACAUGCCGCGCAGGCUCUUGCGCAGACUACACGUGGAGGAGAUAAGCAAGAAUGUCUACGCCUUCCCGGCGAUGACAGCUGACUUCUGCCGCAUCUUCCUCGAGGAGCUCACAUCCUUUUAUGCCUCCGGCCUCAAGUCUGCCAGGCCAAACUCCAUGAAUCGUUAUGGAGCAGUACUAGAAGAGAUGGGGCUGGCACUCGCAGUGGCUGACUUCCAGAGGCAGGUCCUCUUGCCGCUAGCCAGAGCGCUCUUCCCAAACAUCGGCGAUGAGUUGGAUGGCCAUCACGCCUUCGUGGUCCACUAUCGGCCAGAGGCGGGCCGUGGUGAUCAAGAUCUUCCACCGCACCGUGACGAUUCGGAGGUGACCUUCAACAUGGCUUUGGGACGAAGCUGGCGAGGCUGCCGUCUGAUAUUCUGCGGACUCAUGCAGGAGCCAGACGUGCACCAGCAUCAAAUCAGCUACGACUUCCCAGGCGCUGGAUGGGCGGUCUUACAUCUGGGCCGUCAGGUUCAUGCAGCUGAGAACAUUCUCCGUGGCGAGCGGACGAACCUGGUGAUCUGGAGCCGGAGCUGGGUCUGGCGCGUUGCAGGCGGCGACGGCCAGUUGACCACGUGGCCGCAC